CAUUUUAUUGCUUUUCAACAGAAAAAAAAAAGAAAAAAGAAAUUCCGUGUUAGGGUUUAAGAGCGCUGUGAACACACUUUUUUGCCCUCUUGAGGUUUUACACAAUACCGCAACCGGCAUUUGAAUUGAGCCACAGCAAUGGCUUUCUGGGGGAUUGAAGUAAAACCAGGCAAACCGUACAUUUUGUCUGACGAGGAGAAAGGAAGGCUUCAUGUAACUCAGGCGACAUUAGGUUCGGGGUCAUCGACUAAGAAGAGCAUAUUACAGUGUGAAGUGGGAGAUAAAAAGCCGAUAUACCUGUGCUCCUUGUUGCCUGAUAGACUCGAGACAUGCCCAUUAAACCUUGAGUUCGAGGAAGACGAAAAAGUCACCUUCUCUAUCAUUGGCCCUCAGAGUGUGCAUCUCUCUGGUUUCUUUUAUGGUGAUGAAUCUGAUGACGAGGAUGAUGAAGAUGAUUAUGGAUGCGGUCUGUAUGAGGAUGAUGCAAUGGGGAUUGGUUCUGAAGAUGAGGAAGAUGCUGACUAUGAUUCUGAAGAUGAAGAAGACGAUGAGGACUUGUCCGAGGAUGACCUCUGCUGCGGGUACCCUCAUUCACCUGUUCCCAACAGUGGAGUGAAAAUUGAAGAGAUAGUGGACGAUGGAAAGCCUACCAAUGAGAAUGGUAUGUCUAAACGAGUGAAGAAGAAGAAAACUGAUGGGAAUGAAAACUCCAAUAGCCAGAUUGUUCCCAAGGCUGGAACUAGUGUUCCCGUCCUUGAAAGUGAAGAUGAAGAUGGUUUUCCUGUACCUGCGCAUGAUAAAAAAUCUGAAGCAAACCUAGAGAAAACUAAACAAGAAAGUAGUGGCAAGAAAUCCCAGAACAAGAGUGAAAAAACUGAUGCUGCUUCUGGGAGAAACUUGAAAAGAAAGAGUGGUGCUGUGAACCAAGAUGAACAACCUGCAAGUGACAUUGAACCACACAGUUCUUCUGCCCAACCUGACACCACCACAAAUGAAGUUAAACAAAAGAAGAACAAGAAGAAAAAGGUAGUACAGAAAUUAGACAGCUCUCUGGAAAAUGAAAAACCAGAUUCUGAUGGUAUGAAAGAGUCUCCAGUUGCUGAAGCUGGAAAUGAUCUCAAGCCAUCUUCUGAAAAGAAGAAAGACAAGAAAAAGAAGAAACAGAAUAAACUGCAAGAAAAUACACCAACCCCGAGUGCGGAGAAAAAAGUAGCAGAUAAAAAUGAAUCUAACUUGGAGAAACAAGAGAAAGGAGACGCAUCUAAAUCACUACAAGUGAGGACAUUCCCGAAUGGUCUGGUAAUAGAGGAGUUGGUAAUGGGUAGACCUGAUGGAAAAAGAGCUUCUCCAGGGAAAAAGGUUGGUGUCCAUUACAUUGGCAAGCUGAAGAAGAAUGGCAAGAUUUUUGACUCAAACGUUGGAACAGCACCCUUUAAGUUUCGCCUAGGUAUUGGCCAAGUUAUUAAGGGAUGGGAUGUUGGUGUAAAUGGCAUGCGCGUAGGGGACAAACGAAGACUUACGAUCCCUCCAGCUAUGGGCUAUGGUGCCAAAGGAUGUCCUCCAGCAAUACCUCCCAAUUCAUGGCUAGUGUUUGAUGUGGAGUUGGUAGAUGCCAACUAAGUAAACUCUACCUUAUCACUACAACUUUUGUUCCCCAUAUUGAUUAAAUUUUGUUGUUGACCUAUGUUAUGUUAUGUUAUGUUAUGUUAUGUUAUGUUAUGUAAUGUUAUGUAUCCCAGUUUUGUAUUGGCUGCUGCGCAAGAGUGGCAGCAUUUGGGAGGUCAAAACUUAUUUGAAACGCUCUUGCGAUGCGAAUCUUUAUAUAUCUUUUGGAUUUAGGGUUAUAA
This is a messenger RNA of Salvia miltiorrhiza (redroot sage), 1847 nucleotides long. RefSeq names its product peptidyl-prolyl cis-trans isomerase FKBP53. The transcript is spliced from 11 exons. Gene Ontology annotation, molecular function: peptidyl-prolyl cis-trans isomerase activity. Lineage: Eukaryota; Viridiplantae; Streptophyta; Magnoliopsida; Lamiales; Lamiaceae. The record is from RefSeq and is a predicted model, not a curated record. The coding region runs from base 139 to 1620 and encodes 493 amino acids.